Funneliformis mosseae is the source of this 131-nucleotide messenger RNA. The record is from the annotation of a GenBank genome assembly. NCBI's taxonomy places the organism in Eukaryota, Fungi, Glomeromycota, Glomeromycetes, Glomerales, Glomeraceae.
AUACUUUGUGUACUUUAAAAUAUAAUAAUUUUGUAUCUGAAUUUAAUAAUAUUGCUGAUGAUAUUGAUAAUAAUGAUAUUGAUAAUGAUAUUGAUGAUAACUCAUUUGAUCAAACUUCUAAAGAUAUUUAA